This is a messenger RNA of Bombus huntii, 2978 nucleotides long. Its product is annotated as SOX domain-containing protein dichaete-like. The transcript has a single exon. Gene Ontology annotation, biological process: anatomical structure morphogenesis; cell differentiation; regulation of DNA-templated transcription. The record is from RefSeq and is a predicted model, not a curated record. Gene Ontology annotation, molecular function: DNA-binding transcription factor activity, RNA polymerase II-specific; RNA polymerase II cis-regulatory region sequence-specific DNA binding. Bases 334 to 1272 code for a protein of 312 amino acids. Lineage: Eukaryota; Metazoa; Arthropoda; Insecta; Hymenoptera; Apidae.
CAGCAGGUCACAAACCGGUCGCUCGUCAGUCGACGUUCAGUCGACAUUGGCAGUCGAGACGCGCACGUUCAACUGUUUAGUUCGUUUACCUACGCCUAGGAGAUUUGUCCUUUCCGUUCUUCGUGUAUUUCUUUUCUUCUUGCCAGUUGUAUACAGUGUCUUCAAACUUACGAGAAACAACAGAAAAUUCCGUUAGUGGUUUGGUGUGUAAACAAAGACCGUCAUUGAGUUUGAUGAAUAUCGCAACUGUGUGAAGUUAAAGAGACAUUCGAAAGGUUCGAUUCGAGUUGACAACACAUCCAUCUAUUACAUUUAUAAUAACGGCGGUUGACUAUGAUAAGCUCUCACCAACAGCAUCCCAGCUAUGGGUUCCUCCCCGGCAUGGACCUCCAUUCCAUCCAUCGUGUGAGCCAGGAUAUGAACCAGCAGACACCAACCCUGCAGGAGCAACAUAUCAAGAGGCCUAUGAACGCGUUUAUGGUAUGGUCUCGGAUUCAAAGAAAAAAGAUCGCAUUAGAUAACCCUAAGAUGCAUAAUUCAGAAAUAUCUAAACGACUUGGUGCGGAAUGGAAGCUUCUCUCUGAUACGGAAAAACGACCCUUCAUCGACGAGGCAAAACGCCUGCGUGCCGUGCAUAUGAAGCAACAUCCGGACUACAAAUACCGUCCACGAAGAAAACCAAAGAUUCCAGUAGCCAUCGGUAAUGGUAAAACAGUGUCAAUAAAUUCAGGUGCUUUCGCCAAUUUUCCGCUACCUCCAUACUUUGCUGCACCUGCCACAUCAGUCUCUCAUCACCAUCCACAUCCUCUCGAUUAUCCGCCCUUGCCGCCCUACUUUGGGUCGGCCUUCGACCCCGUCCACUUGAGCAAGCUGGUAGCUGGUAGUGGGACAGGAUCACCAUCGACGAACGCGGCAGCAGAUGCGGCCAACAAUAACGCAGCUUCUGCGGCAGCAGUAGUCAGUAGCUUCUACACGGGAUUCUAUUCCACACCUACGUCAGGAGCUAAGCCGUAUCCGACGACGACGUCUCAUCUGGGACCACUAUUUCCAACUGGGCACCACAGCGUAUCUGCGACUACGCCUCACCCACCUUUAAUGUUCCAAUCUUCGGCGGCAACUGAUCCCGGAAGCAUUGCAACAACAACCAGCAGUCCUGGAAGUAGUCCGGGAUCUACUCCUAUACCAUCGUCCCAUCAGCAUGCCCCUACAUCGGUUACACCUACCACGUUGGAUAUGGAACAACUACGUCGACCAGUGCCCGUGAUAUAUUAAACCCAUCGAUUUAAACAAAAAGGAAGAUUAGAAGGGACGGAAAACUUGCAUACAUUCCAGGAACAAGAAGAUAUUAACGAAUGAAAAUGAAUAAAAAUUGGAAAGACAAAAAAAAAGCAGAAAAACAGAUGAAACACAAAAUUUGAGAUUCGUUCGCGAUCAAUUAUGAUGUAACUCUAGCAGAAUAGGUAGGAUCGUGCAAAUUUAGUUUUUCAAAAUCGUAUAUCGUGAUCACAUUCAGUUCAUAUCAUAUUUCUGAUCUCCCGCGCGGAAACACGGCGUAAUAUACUUAUAUCGGCAACGCUCGAGAGCUGAAACACGAGAUACAUACGAGAAACAUCGCUGAACUGAACACACACAAGGGGACACAACCGUGGGAAUCUUUUUACCGAUUACGAAUUAGUUUACUGAUCGUAGGUGGAAGGGGGAACGGAGGCGUGAUUUUCAAGGUCGAUCGAUUCGGGGGUCGGGAAAGGCUUGUUGGCAACCACGCGGAUAAUUGAAUUAGCAUAUUAAUGCGAUGGAACAAAAGAGCCGUUUAGGCUCGGGAUUCGUUUUACUUUAUUGAAUGUGCUUCAUUGUAUACUCAAAUUUUACAUGAAUAGGCGGUGUCCUCUCGUAAGAUGAACUGUAUUGUUUUUAAAUAAUGUUUUUUAAUUGCAGAUAUGCCUUUUACGGUCAUCAUUACCAAAAGAGAUCUUGACCUGCGUGAAUGAUAUCGAGAAAAUGCUUUCGAACACCCGCGGCGCGGCGCUCUUGAAAUCACUUCUGGCGUACCACCUUUCUCCGAGCUCUAGGCCUUACGAUCUAUUGUUCUACUCCUUUGAUUUCGAACAGGCACCGACUUACCUACGUCGAUGGAAAUGGCUUGGUCCGUCCACGCUUUACGCCCCACUACUCGUUCUUGACUCUCGAGCGUUACCAUAUAUCGUUUUAAUAUAUCGUUUCUACAAUUGUAAAUAGCCCGUAAAAUACACGAAUCGCGUAGGUUAAGUGUACGAGCCGUUUUCGCUUAUGGUUUUUAGAAAUUAGAUAUUUUGUAAAACAGCGCGUCCUGUGUAUCCGUCAGAUCUUAUUUUGCUCAAUAACUACUCAUUCGCAUUCGGCUAAGCAAGUAGACAGAUUGAAACUUUUUACUCAAAAUUCCAAAAAACUCUUCUGUAUAAACGUGUACAAGUAAGAACUGUAUGAAAAAACAGGUAAUGACUAACGUAGAGCGAGAUCUACGGACAGCGGGCUCGUUUUAAGCAAACGAUCGUAUCAUCUACCUUGAAGACCUAAAACGACGAAUUCGUGAAAAGCAAACGAUAUUCCUAUUCUGUUAUGGGGUUUAACUUAUAUUAGUUAAUAUUAGAAGAAUUAUAUAUUAUGUUAUAUUAUAUAUUUACGAUUACCCCCGGAAAUGGUGUUUCCAACGACAAAUGAGGAAGAAUUCUUGGAUUUUAUGUAUUCUUAUUGUGCUAUUAGCAUAUAUAAUCAUAUCUGGACGAUAAUUACUUUUAACGAAUUAAUCAAACAAUUUUUUCGUAAAAGUACGUACAGGUACGAGAGUAAGGAUAUGUAUUGUCUUCGAGUCGUUUCUUGUUAGUUGUUCGCAGCAUCAUUUUAUUAGAUUCAUCUUGAAAGCAUUUUGACUAUGGUCCAAAUGUAGAUGGACCAAUCGUUAACUGUGAUUUUAUUGAGAGUUUUCACGUAUAUUUGUAUUU